AUGACCGUCCCUUUGUGUAAAGAUUCCUUGCCCACCUCAUUGUGUAAUUUUGUGUGCGUGUGUUUCAUCGUUGCUCCACAGUCGCGCGCUGUCUCUCCACGCACCACCUCGUUCUCUCCGGUUAUGUGUCUCUCGUGGAGUGUUUUUCAGGGCCACUGUGUCAUCACUACUAGCACGGUAAUCUUGCACUUGCUGGCGCUUUGCCGCGGCGGCGUCGGCGAUGGCGUAAGCGAAUUAGAGCGAUUUGCGGAGACGGAGGGCGUUGAAUCGUUCACUGGAUCCGGCAAAUCCUCUUUGACACGUUCUUCGACAGAGACCUUGUUCAACGCCUACGCACUGCUACCUCCCGCUUCGCUCGGCAAAGCUAUCACCCUUGAUGGUUGCACCUUCGAGAAGCCAGAUGUAACCUUCGGUCGAACUGUAAUAGGCGAUGGAAGACCGGUUAAAUUGUGCACUAUCAAUGCUGACUUUUAG
Mesocestoides corti is the source of this 474-nucleotide messenger RNA. Lineage: Eukaryota; Metazoa; Platyhelminthes; Cestoda; Cyclophyllidea; Mesocestoididae. The record is from the annotation of a GenBank genome assembly.